GUCCGAGGUCUGAAGUCCGAACCGAACCAAAUCGCCGUGCCAUUUUGGAAGCGCCGCUCCGGCAAAAACUUGGGCAUUCAAAGUUAUUAGGGCUAAAACCCAUUUUGCCUGUCCGAACCCUCCCCGGUGUCUCUUCGCGAGAGCUAUGGCGAACCAGUAGCUAGCUGGUGAAUCAUUUGCUUCACUCUUCUACGUUGCUCCUCCAACCAGCCGCUCUCCAUCCCCGCAGUUCUUGGUAGAGAGAACUGCGUUUGCACGAAAUAGAAGAGAAGCAAGAAGGUCGCAUUUCAAUGGAGGAUCCUUCAAGAAAUGGGCUGCAUCAUUUUAGUUGGACUCUGGCGUCAAGAAAAGCUGAAGAAGCUGCUUGGAGGCGGUAUGAAGCUGUCAGGUGGCUUGAAAGCUUUGUAGGCCCACUCGGCCUGCCGAAUCAACCAUCAGAGAUGGAGUUUAUUUCUUGUUUGAGAAAUGGCCUGGUCUUGUGUAAUGCCAUUAACAAGAUUCAACCCGGAGCCGUGCCCAAGGUGGUGGAUAACCCAUGCCCUUUACCAUCACUUACCUGGGAGUGUCAGCCAUUGCCUGCCUAUCAAUACUUUGAGAACGUCCGGAACUUUUUGGUUGCUGCAAAAGGGCUGAAUCUGCCUGCUUUUGAAGCUUCAGAUCUAGAAAGGGAUACAUUUGAGGCAAAGGUAGUAGAUUGUGUUUUGGCUCUGAAAUCUCUUCAUGAGUCGAAGCAGAUGAGUGGUGGAAAUGGAUUUUACAAACAUGUGAAAUCUCCUCUGGUUAUGCAUUCUGCCAAUAGGAUGCAUCCAAGACCCUCGUCUACUGUCUCAUUAGACUCUUGUAGACGCUUGGAUAUGUCUACUACUACAUGCGAGAAACGGCCUCCUGUUGGGAGCGAAAAUGUAGAACUUGAAGAAUCAAUUGUCAAGUCACUUGUUGAUUGCCUGGUUCAGGAAAAGGAAAAUAUUGAUGGGAAUCUUCUUGCGUCUUUAAGAAAUGGAGAUAAGAAUUCAGUAACGUUAUUCAGAAGGAUUGUGUCAAUUUGUUCGGACGAAUCGCUUAAAGAAAACUUUCCAGAGUUUCAUACAGUUUUAGAAGAUCAAUUAAAAGAAAGAAGCAGUUCCCUAGCUCGUUCAGAUACAAUUUUGGAUGAUAUUCCGGCCCUUGAAAAUUCACAGCGGUGCAGAGCUUGCUUCAAAAAGAAAAGCUGCAAUCACCGAAAACUGUUUAACAUGCAAGAGAGGGAACUUUUGGAUCUCAAAGUGCUUUUAUCUAAAACAAAGGGAGAAGUUUAUGAUUUGCAGUUUCAGCUACAAAAAGACUUGAAAGACUUGGAAAAUCAGGUACAGGAGCUAUCAGAUGCUUCUCUUGGUUAUCAUAAUGUGGUUCAAGAGAACAGGAGCUUAUAUAACAUGGUACAGGAUCUUAAGGGCAAUAUUCGAGUUUACUGCAGAGUGAGGCCCACAUUCAGUUGUUUAUCAAAAAAUGUGAUAGAAUUUAUUGGGGAGGAUGGUUCAUUAAUGAUUUUGGAUCCAUUAAAACCCAAGAAAGAUGGAAGGAAGGUUUUUCGGUUUAAUCGUGUAUUUGGCCCAGCUGCAAAGCAAGAUGAAGUUUUCAAGGAUAUUCAGCCAUUAAUUAGAUCUGUCAUGGACGGUUACAAUGUAUGCAUAUUUGCCUAUGGGCAAACUGGAUCAGGAAAAACACACACCAUGAAUGGUCCAUCUGGUGGAGCAGACAGAGACUUUGGAAUUAAUUAUCUAGCUCUUAAUGAUCUAUUCCAAAUCCAAAAUGUACGGAAGGAUAUUAUCGACUAUGAAAUCAAUGUCCAAAUGGUUGAAAUUUACAAUGAACAAGUACGAGACCUUCUUGUUGCAGAAUCAUCAACUACCAAAUUAGAGAUUCGAAGUUGUAAUGGCAACACUGGCUUGAGCCUUCCAGAUGCGACCCGACGUUCUGUGAAAUCGACGGCUGAUGUUCUUAAUGUAAUGAAACUAGGAGAGUUGAAUCGUGUUGUGAGUUUCACGGCUAUGAACAAUCGAAGUAGUCGCUCGCACAGUAUUUUGACUGUUUAUGUGCAUGGAAAGGACAAUUCAGGGAGCACUAUACGCAGCUGCCUACAUUUGGUAGAUCUUGCAGGAAGUGAAAGGGUCGACAAAUCUGAAGUUACGGGAGACAGGCUUAGGGAGGCACAAUAUAUUAAUAAGUCUCUCUCUUGUUUAGGAGAUGUGAUCAUGGCAUUAGCUCAGAAGAAUUCUCACAUCCCUUACAGAAACAGUAAACUCACACUUUUCUUGCAAGAUUCUCUAGGUGGGCAUGCCAAAACAGUAAUGUUUGCACAUGUAAGUCCAGAGGAAGAUUCUUUCAGCGAAAGUUUAAGCACUUUGAAAUUUGCUCAAAGUGUUUCGACUGUUGAACUUGGUGCUGCUCGCUUGAACAAGGAAAGCAGGGAAGUCAUGCAACUUAAGGCACAGGUUGAGACUCUGAAGAAAGCUUUGGCUAAUAACGAAGUACAACAGGCAUUGACCAAUAAGUCAAAGGAACUAAGAUCACCAAGACAAGCAGCUGAGAGAACCCCUCCACGCCCUCGACGGUUGAGCAUUGAGAAUUGCAGCGCUGCAAAAAUUGAGCAACCAUCCAAAGAAGAGAUGAAGAAGGGCUCAAAGACACCCUCUAUACGCUCAAGAAGAUCAAGUUUGGAGGGUCCAAAAUGUAUUAAAAGGGAUGGUUUAGCGAUGAAAGUAUUAGAAGAUGGAAGUAAGUAUAACCAAGCUCUGUCCUUUUAUUCCGAAACAAUCCCUAAACCUCCUCAAAGCAUCAGCAAUUGUGCAAUUGCAUUGGAGAGCCAUCCCAAGGCUCUUCCUCAAAGUCCUCCGAGUUUUGGUUAUAUGAGACGUAUGAUCAACGCUGAAGGAAGAACCCAAAUCAGCCUUCAGCUGCCAAAGACACCUGAACCACCCAAGCAUGCCAGAAAUGAUAUCCAGAUUCAAAUUCAAAGCAACGUGAUGUUUCCAACCGAUACCCCGACUUCCAACCCAGUUAGUUCAGCAAGUGGAAAAGGGUCUCGAAUAAGAAGAUCCAUGAGGACCAUUGGGAAGCUGAUUAAUAACUCUGAGAAGAGGAACCAACAGAAUUUGAUAGAGUUGCAUACUCCAAUGCAAGCUUCAAGCAAUAUUAAUCUCGACGCAUCACCACUGUCAACGUAUUCAAGGAUGCAAAGGAGGCAAUCGUUAACUGGCAUUCCGACGACAGGGUCAAGCAAAUCUCGAAGAUCAUCUCUUGGAGGGAAACCAGCUGAUACAGAUGUUCAUAGAAAUUCCAGGACCCCUCCUCCAGUCCACCCGUCAUCCCAGGCAACGAAGCGGUGGCUAUAAUCUCAUUUAUAGAGUGAAUGCUUGGGAGAGGCGUAAUUCAAGUUAGGGAAGUGACUAUAGGCCAUUUUUGUAGUGGAGUUUACUGACUGAUAUUUUCAGGUUAGAGCAGAAAAAUGAUUAAUGUAGAACAAUUGUAUCAUAUUGUCCAUUUAGAGGUGGAGAUGAAUUGCAACUGUUAAUGUAAUUCUCUAUGCUCUUUCUAAUUUUGGAUGUAUUCAUAAUAAUUGAUGUUGAUUUCUUCAUUGUAUAGCCAGAGGAUAUUCUGGUCUUCAAUGUAAUCAUAUUAUGCCUCAUUGCCUCCUUAGUGUAUGUCCAAAUGAACCUCCUUAGCUUUUGGUGGCCGAG
Messenger RNA from Momordica charantia (bitter melon), 3716 nucleotides. NCBI's taxonomy places the organism in Eukaryota, Viridiplantae, Streptophyta, Magnoliopsida, Cucurbitales, Cucurbitaceae. The record is from RefSeq and is a predicted model, not a curated record.